Coccinella septempunctata (seven-spotted ladybird) is the source of this 3357-nucleotide messenger RNA. Its product is annotated as asparagine-rich zinc finger protein AZF1. The record is from RefSeq and is a predicted model, not a curated record. The coding region runs from base 764 to 2404 and encodes 546 amino acids. NCBI's taxonomy places the organism in Eukaryota, Metazoa, Arthropoda, Insecta, Coleoptera, Coccinellidae. Gene Ontology annotation, molecular function: DNA-binding transcription factor activity; RNA polymerase II cis-regulatory region sequence-specific DNA binding; histone deacetylase binding. Gene Ontology annotation, biological process: cell fate commitment; regulation of transcription by RNA polymerase II. Gene Ontology annotation, cellular component: cytoplasm; nucleus. The transcript is spliced from 4 exons.
UUGCUUGUGUCUGAACAGCGUCCUGAGACUCUGGACUUCCGUCUGAAGACGCUUUAUGACAACCGAACAAACCACCUCUAUGCUCCAUUCGGUAGACACUGAGACCACCGAAUUUCGUGCAUACUCUUUAAAUUGGUGCCUGGGGAAAUAAAUUAUACCAAAAGAUUUUACGAUUCGAAUUCAGGACGACUGUGAUCCAUUUACGGUUGCAUAUAAUUGUCCAAGCCCGAUUAUUCUUGCGGUAAUUGGACAUUGCUCUGUCAAGAAGAAGUUACAUUCAUCGGAUCACGUUUGACCUUCGUCGUUCUUAUUCCGGUUUGAAGAUGCAAAUGUCAGCGCUACUGCUUGCUUUAUUUUGUUACACAUUGAGUAACUUUGUCUUUUAACCCUUCACAUAGCGAGUUCAUAAAAAGAGGCAGUGUUUGUGUUGUGGAUUUUAAAUUGAUGAUUGAACUGACCAAGUAAUAAUAAAGUGUUGGAACAUUAUUAACUUUUGAACUAUAUUAUUUGACCUGGAUCUGUUUUGUCUUUGGCAACAAGACCAGAUCAUCCAGAACCUACGAGAAUCGCUUGGCAUUGAAGAUAAAUGAACGAGUACGAGUGCUGAGGCGUCCGCUAAUAAAACAAGAACAUCAAGUUUCAAAGAUGGCGUCCAUUUGCUGGCACACACCAAGUCUAGACGCUUCAUGAAGUUUUGGGCUACGUUUUCCAACAUAAAGCUGUCACGUAACUGUAUGGUAGAGGCUGCUGAGGCAAAAAAUGUAUGCAAAUUGAUUCCAUGGAGUUGACAGAAUCUGUGAUAAUGGACAUUACCGAAGCUUUCCGAGGCGAGGACAUUUCAAAGACGGACUUCUUCGAUUUCGUUGUUACCCCCGACUCCAACGAUUCACACUCCAUCCAGCAGUUCACCAAGCAGAUGCGAUCUGUGAACGCUUUCCUGAGCAACGGCAGUGCGGAAGAUAAAGAAACCAACAACAACAACACAGCCACCAACAACAUGCUGACCGCGGAUCUGAGUUCGCAAAUACCCACCAGCACCGACUGUGUUACGACUUAUGACGCGAGUUUUUGGAGCGAUAAAGACACUGUUAAGUUAGAAACUGCCAUAUUAGAAGACUUAAAUAAGUAUUGUUGGAGCACGGACGAUGCUAGUAAUAGUGUUGUGCAAAAUACGAAAACGAACACUGACGGACACAUUUACACCACUCUAACAGUAUUAAAUAACGGUUUGGAUCAGACGCCCACGUGGUACCGGCCGCCAUUAACGGCUAAAGAAGAAGAAUCGUCGAUGUCCAGCCCCAACUCUAUGGAACUCCAGGCCAACCUGGACAUUGACUCCAUUCUCAGCAUCAUGCCAAGUCAAAUGAACGGUUUCAACAAUAAUUACAGCGAGAGUAACAUAAGUCCGAACACCGAUGGUCUCAUCAAGUCCGAAACCUACACCUACGAAGACAGUGGUUUUGCCGAUAACAAAGAAGAAUUGGCUAAUAGUUUGAUAAUAGACACGCCGCUACUGGAGGCUCACGAUAACUUCAACAAUAACAACAAUGACUGGAAACUAACCAACCAAAACACUACCAAUAAUGGUGCUGCAGACUCUUUACUUCGAAGUGCCUUACAAGGAAAAGCUUUUGGACGUUACAACGGAAACGUCAAAGUCAAGACAGAAAACACGACAGAACUCAGAAGAGCUCUAUCAACCCCACCGGGUAAAUCAGAGAACAACAUUUACAUAAAAGACGACAGUGAUCAUCAUAUACCAACAAUUGUAGCAGGUAUAGAUGCAAACGGCAAAGUCAUCUUUGAGGAACACAUCACAAACAGGGGGAACGUAAAUGAACAAGAUAACCCCACAAGUUCUCAAAGUAUGAACGAUCUUCUAUUGUGCCAACUAGAACAAUACCCUGACGACUACGAAAAGUUGAAGAGGAUAGCAGAUGAGGUCGCUGAAUCGGUGAAUCAAUUCUGCCACAUUGACACUUCCGUUGAUAACACCGUUUAUAACAUAAGUCCAGACCAAAUCGGUCUCCUGAACAACCUCACCCCAAUCCAGAUAGCAGCACCUGUCGUAUCAAGUACCAAACAAACACCUAAAAAAUAUAAAAGAUCAAAUAGUGGAAACAAAUCUCAGACAACAGUUCAAAAUGCUACUUCAACCAGCAAUGGCAUAAGAAAGGAAAGAUCUCUUCAUUAUUGCAGUAUUUGCUCCAAAGGAUUUAAAGAUAAAUACUCAGUGAAUGUUCAUAUAAGAACGCAUACUGGGGAAAAACCUUUCGCUUGUAGUUUAUGUGGCAAAAGUUUUAGGCAGAAAGCUCAUCUGGCAAAACAUUACCAAACGCACAUCGCCCAGAAAAACGCAGCUGCAGCUGGUAAUGUUGCCACAACCAAAACUAAGUCUAGGUAGCCAUCUUGUAAUGCAAUCAACAAGUCGAAUCUUCGAAACUGAAACAUGUAAAAGAAAUCAAAUGAUAUCUCUGAAAAUUAAACGAAAUAAAACUGAUUAGAACUUCUUUAUUGGAAGUUAGAAAAAUUUUAUGAAUUUGCUUUCUAGUUAUAGAAAUUUUAUAUUAUGAUUAAUAUUUAUUCUUGAAGUAUGUCACUUCAGCUAGUUUACGAAAUGAAAAUCUUUCUGUACAUAUAAAUGAAAAAGAAUUUCCAUUUAGAUAUCCAUCAUGUAAUUCUGAAUCUAUUUCUAAGUUUAUCCAAGAGCAAAUUGAUAUGCUCGAUGGUUUCGUUUAUUUUAAGGAGUAUAUCUAUAAUCGAAAAUUUUAGUAGUAGUAUUGUAAAUUAAUUUAUUUAUUUAUUGUCAUCUCGAUAAAAGACCAACCUCAUCUGGGAUAUUCAAAACAGAUAAAAAUCCAACUUAAAUGCAAUAAUUAACAGCAAAACGGAAGAAAAUAAUACUCAUUUUUCACAUUCACUUGUUCCUAAUUAUUAUAUCAUUUUUGUUAAUUAUUUUGUACGUGCUGUGAUUAUUGAAUAUGUUUAAAAUUCAAAAGUUUUGUAUAAAGUUAACAAUUCAGUUCUGCCUAAAACAUUUUUAUCUUGCCAUUUCUGUAUUGUCGUAUUAUUUAUAGACUUUAUUUGUGGUAAAAUUAGUACCAAAAUACUCGGAAUCUUUUUACAGGGUCAAACUAACGUUUCUCCCACAAUAUUGAUGUUAUUUAUAAUUCAAUUCACUUUAGAUUGUUAAAUAAAUUCGUCAUGUUAAUACUAUGUAGUCACGAGUAUGUUAUGUCGUGAAAAGUGAGAUGAAAUUGAGACAUCAUAAUGUAACUUCUGUUAAGUCUCUUGGCAUUUUGGUAUGUUGAUUUAAAACGGAAUCAGUGGAUUCUUAGUACUGUAGCUUUAUUUGGA